Cynara cardunculus var. scolymus (artichoke) is the source of this 1281-nucleotide messenger RNA. RefSeq lists its product as uncharacterized. The record is from RefSeq and is a predicted model, not a curated record. Lineage: Eukaryota; Viridiplantae; Streptophyta; Magnoliopsida; Asterales; Asteraceae. The coding region runs from base 66 to 353 and encodes 95 amino acids. The transcript has 2 exons.
GGAUUAAGGCGGACAGAAAGACGGGUGCACUCCGUUCGUUCCUUGCCAAGAUCGGCGGCAAGCAAAUGGAUAAAGGGGCUAACAGCGGCGGUGGAGGUGGAGGUGGUUACUGGUGGUGGGCCGCCGCCAGCGGUAUCCAACUGGUUUGGGGCAUAUACUCCUUCCGCAAAGGCUACUCAGGCGACUCACGACUCAUGCCCCUCAAAGCUUUUGGCGUAGCAUCUCUAUUUGUCGGCGCCACCGCCACCGCCACUGUCGGAACUAUUAGUGCCUCCGGCAUCCACUCGGUAAAGGAUGCCGUGGAAGUUGGUGCGAGUAUAAGGUCUGGACUCGGAGUCAAGGGCAGGGGAUGAUUCUUUUUUGCGUUAUCACCAUGGAAGUUGCAAGAUUUUGGUUAAUUACUUAAAAUCAGGUACACGAUGAAUAAUAAUAAUCUUCUCAUUGGUCUAAACUCUCUUUUCUGGAAGAAGUCCAAGAGCAACAACUUCGAUUUCGCUUGCUUGCGCAUAGGAAACAGGGCUGCAAAGUGUUUUCACUUUUCCAUGAGUACCAUAGGUUAUUUCUGAUAAUAACUUACCGACAUUUUUUAGAUACAUGACCCUCUGACAGAUUUUGAAGCAUUCUUGUGGAGGAGACAUUCUUUUGUUAGGCAGAUAAGGGACCGUUUGGUUUGAUGGAAUGGUUUUGAGCGAUUUGGAUUUUAUGAAAGGAUUUGUAGUCUUUAGUGUGUUUGGUUUUUAGGGUUUGUAAUGAAAUUGAUUAAUUUUUUAUAAGUAAUUUAUAAAAAUAGUUUAUUAUCUUUUUAUUAAUUUAACAAAUGUUUUUAACAUAUUUUAAAACAUUACUACAUCCAAAUCUUACGAAAUCCCAUAAAAUACCAAUCACUCCCGUGGGAUUUCAAAAUCCCAUGUUUGUGGGAUUUCAAAAUCCCAUGUUUGUGGGAUUUCAAUGAAAUCUAGGGAUUUCAAUCCAUGUAAUCCCUCAAGCCAAACAUGGGAUUGGAAUGGAAUUGAAUUCCAAAUCCUAUCCAAUCCUACAAACCAAACGGGACCUAAGUUCUUAUAUCUGUUGUAAGGUCAUGCAUUUAAAAAAAACUGAUAGAAAGUUGCUAGAGACCUACCUAGUGUUAUUUAUUUUGUUUCGAGCUGGUAUAGGUUUUGAUUCUGAUGAAACUCCGUGAGUUCCUUUUGAUGCUUAUCGGUGAACAAACGAAUCUCUUCUUGAAUUGUUGGUCUGAUUCAUUUCGCAAUCUUUUUGGUUGUUGUCGUAUUCAUUAUCUGU